Molecule: messenger RNA, 1248 nt
Organism: Trypanosoma grayi
Lineage: Eukaryota; Euglenozoa; Kinetoplastea; Trypanosomatida; Trypanosomatidae
Product: putative intraflagellar transport protein 57
Exons: 1
Coding region: 1-1248 (415 amino acids)
Biological process (GO): intraciliary transport; non-motile cilium assembly
Cellular component (GO): Golgi apparatus; intraciliary transport particle B; cilium
Source: RefSeq, a predicted model, not a curated record
AUGGCACAGGAAGAAGCACAGCCGCAGCAGCCAACAGGUCUCAGCGUGAUUGGAGGCGAAAUUUCGGUCGAUGACGGGACUAUGGAGGAUCUCAUUGAAAAGUUGAAGCUUUUGCGAUACGAAACAGCGUUUUGUCCCCUUGUCAAGCCUCCUUUCAAACCGUUGAGCAAGUACUAUUUUUCAGGACCUUCAACAAUUGACAAUCCGAACGCUCAGUUUUACUACUUUACGUCCUUGUGCUCAUGGCUAAUGGGUCUCUCUGGUCACAACUUUGAACCGCCUGGUCAAUUUGAUGAUCCUAACGCAACAUCAACAAAUAUUUUGUCUGAGCUGCGGGCAAUGAAUAUAUCAGCACCGAACCUGGCUCCGAAUCGAAUACGUCAAGGAAGUGGUGAGGCAGUUUUAACGAUUCUCUCAGUUCUCGCAGAUCAUUCUCUUUUGAAGAAGGGAUUCAGCGUCCGUGCUAUUGACUACAGCAAUGUUGAAAAGUAUGAUGAGCUAGAUGGAGUAACUGAUGGUGAUGAUGACACUGGUAUAGGAGAGGAAGUAGAAGAUAACGUGAUGAUAGAAAGUGAUGACGAGGAUGAAGUUUACGUUCGUGCCACAGGAGAUAAGUCAGCCAAAGAAGAAACAGGAAUUCCGGUGGAGUCUGGAAUAAAUGCUGAAGAAUGGAACUUGGAGGUGGAACGUGUAGGACCUCUGCUUCAGGUGAGAUCUGAGGGUAUUCAAGACUGGCGUACUCGAAUUGAGAGUGCAACAGUUUUGCUAAAGGCUGUUGAGAAAAUGUAUCCUGAGGUAAGGCAAAUGCUUCAGCGCCUGGGCGAUGACUUGGAAAAAUCCAAAGAUCGCAUCCAAAAACGUGAACAGACACUUGCUCAGCAGUUUUCGGAUCAAGUGGAAGAUUACAGGGUGAAGCUUCGUGAGCUUAAUACCUCUCAGGAUGCCGCAAACGUUGCGAAUCAAAGUGUGCAACAACUUUUGGCAGAGCUGAAUCAGGUAACAGGGUUGCUAGACCAAGUGAAGAGGGAUAUAGAGGAUCGAGAAGCAAAAAUAUCCGACACUACACCAUUGAUGCAGGUGAAAGAUGCCGUGAUGAAGGUAAGAGCAGAGAUUAAGCAGAUGUCACUGAGAAUUGGUGUUUUGCAGCAUACAGUUCUACACUACGUGAUGAAGCAAACCAAGGCAAAACGUGAGAGAUCGGGUCAUGGGCUGGGAUUAGACGACUGGGAAGAUAUGGAGUCUAUGUAG